GGCGGGCGAGGCUCUGGCUCCGCUCACGUCUGUUUUCCUUUUUCGUGCAUUAUUUAUUUCGCCUCCGCCCGCGGCCCUGCUGCCGGAGCGGGUGCUCCGGGCCGGCGCCUCUCGCCCGCUGCCUCCCGCGGGCCCCGGGCACCCUGCGCCCCGGGCAGCCGCUCGGCGCCACCAGGAAGGGCGGGGACCGGGGCGGCGCAGGGACCCGUGGCUGGGCUGAAGGAGGACUCCUGCGGCCCGCUCGCGGAGGACCCGAGGACACUUUCCCCACCCUCUGCCUGGGCUGCCCGACCUCGGAAGUGGCCGCCUUUCCCGGCCCGCGCGCGGCCAAGCGGAGCCUGGAGCUCCGUGCGAGUGCGCCGCGCCCCGGUCUCCCAGAUCAGCUGCCCUGGAGGCCCAAGCAGCGCGCAAACUUUUGCUCCAGCGCCCCGCGCUCGUCCUCUGCAAGUGAAGCCCCCGAGCGCGCGCGCAGCCGCCAGGUUAGCUCACCAGUGGGCGCCGCAGGCCGAGAUGCUACUCCGGGACCUGGUGCUGCGCCAUGGCUGCUGCUGGCCCUCACUUCUGCUGCACUGUGCGCUGCACCCACUCUGGGGUUUAGUUCAGGUGACACACGCUGAGCCCCAGAAGUCUUGCUCUAAGGUGACUGACAGCUGCCAACACAUCUGCCAGUGCCGGCCCCCACCCCCUCUUCCCCCUCCACCCCCACCUCCGCCACCUCCCAGACUACUCUCCGCCCCAGCUCCCAACUCUACCUCCUGCCCUGCAGAGGACAGCUGGUGGUCUGGUCUGGUGAUCAUUGUCGCUGUGGUCUGUGCCUCCCUGGUGUUUCUGACUGUCCUGGUCAUCAUUUGCUACAAAGCCAUAAAGAGGAAACCACUGAGAAAGGAUGAGAAUGGCACCAGUGUCGCUGAGUACCCCAUGAGCUCCUCACAGAGCCACAAAGGGGUGGAUGUGAACGCUGCAGUGGUGUGAACCUGCAGGCCCUGGGACCCACUGGCCAGAAGGGCACCGUGGUGACACUGGUGGACAUGGAUGGCAGGUGGACAUGAGCUGACCGUGGGCCUGUCCAGGACUUCGUGCUUCGCGGGCUUCGAGCCUCCUGAAAGAGAAAGCAUCCUCUUCCCAGGCUAGCCCUGGUCACCCCCGAGGGGUGCAACACCGACACCAGGCUUGAGCCAGGCUCCCCUGCAUGUGGCCCCUGAGCAGCACCACCACCCAGGGAUCUCCAUACUCUCCUUGUCUCGCAUUGGGCGCACUGACUGUCACCAGUUGCUACUGAAAGCAUGUAUUCCAAUGAAAGCAGAGGGUCUGUCUGUCUGUCUGUCUGUCUGUCUGCCUGGGGCAGAGAGAUACCCACUUUAGCCAGAAGAAAGGUGAUCCAGGGACUGCUCCCGUUCUGAAAGUUUCCCUCUCCUGCAGGAAACCCACCUGCUCCUCUGUGGACAUUCUUACAAAAGCCAUCACACAGCCAUGAGACAAAUGUCCCCUUCCAAAGGUGCUUCCCACACAUCUGCCCAUCACUGUAUCUGCCAUGGUCUUCCGCCUCCACUGCCUGUGUCACCCUCCUUUGCCCACCCACAGCCUAGCCUGUGACUCCUUACUGCAUGCCUGCCUCGGGGAGCAGUGAGCUCAGCCUACAUAGUCCCCAGGGAGUGAACUCAGUGUCUCCCAGAUGCCCAGGCAGAGGGUGUCUGAAGGAAGUCAGAGGUUCCCUUUGCCCACGCCGACAUCCCGCCCCUGGCUCUUCAGCAAGCAUCAGUGUGAGCCAGACUCUGCCUCACUGGACAGAGAUCACAACUUGUGCCAAAUCCGUAAGGGCACUCGGUGCCAGGCUGAUGCUGGUCCAGUGCUCUGUGACCCACUUACCCCUCCCCCCCCAACGGUCCCCUGAAACCUAAAUUUGGUACUCAGAAAGUUCCCCAAAAAAGGUGGCCUUCUGGGUGUCCCUGAAGUGGCUUUCUCUGUGGGCCAGAACUCUUAGGGUACCAGAGCCUCCUGAGUGUGAGCAGAAGAGAAAGUGGAUAAGAAUCAUCUAGCCCUGAUGACCUCCCACCCACAGGCUCGUUUCCCUGGAGGCCACCCACACAGUGAGGCACAUCCCUUGACCCUUGUGAUUUUUGUAUCCCUUGUCCCCCUCCCCUCACCAGCCACAUGUACUAGCCUAGAAGGAAGCAAGCCUACUGGAGAGAAACAACCCCACAUUAUAGAGAUGUUGCUGGGUACAUUAGCCUCCUCUUCAACCACCAGAGAUCUCUGGUGGGUGUUUGUGCUACGUGAGAAAAUGGCAGGCACGAAAAUCAGUCCUGUGUGGCUGGGUGCCCUGAAGCUGACACUGCUCUCUGCUCCCGAGAGUCACAAGGUACAGGCUAAGGGAUGGUCCAGGGCAUGGCACGCCUCCUGUAAGUGACAUUUGCCCUCUUUUGUUUGAGGACAUGGCUUUGGGUUAGUUUUGAAUUUCCCCUUCAUAGCCUUGUGCUCCGACACAAGGUUGCCGAGAUCCUUCACUGGGGCUGCCCGCACCUCACCCAGGGGAACAUGGGGCUGUCCUCUUUGGAUGUGAUUCCAAUUGAUGAAGAAGGUGGAUCAGGGACAGGCAAGACAAGGGUGAGAAGCCUGUUGGGCUCCAUCCUACUGCCUUGUCUCUCACCCCUGCACCACCUUGAUCUAAACUGAGACAAGGGACAGUCUCCUGGUGUCUGGGCCCACAGCAGACACAGGGCAUAUAGGAGGCCUGGCCCUAGUUGUAAACAUACACACCUUGGAGUCUCACAGGAGAGAGUAACACCCUCCCACUCCCACCACCAGAUAUCAAGACUCAGGAGCAAGGAAGAGACAGCCCAGGCUGGAGGGGGGCUCCCUACUAUGGGGCCUGAGGGCUGGGCAGAGCCUGAGAUCUCCAUGUACCUAAGUCUAGACCUUGGCUUAAAGCUAGGAAGCACACAGUGUGUGUGUAUGUAUGUGUGCUACUAACCCACAGGGACCUUGGCUGAGGUUGCACUGUGCUUGUCUAGUGUACAUGUAAAUUCUCUUUAGUGGGCUUGCGUUACCCCACCCCACAGUUAGGGGAAACCAAGGGAAGGACUAGGUUUUAGAAGGGUUCCCCUGAGAACAGCCUCUCAAGCCCGAGCUGCCCACUUAGAGGGUACAUCUCACGGCACAGUAGAAGGCACUAGUUUUUAAGCCCACAUGCUAUAAUGUACAUAAAAUCAAUGGCGGCCAAGAGCAUGAACCUAGACCUUCAUUUCAAAGGGCCCUGCGUCAGCUCCAAGACCUGUUCUCAGUGCAGCCUUAAUGCAGGGGUCAGAAGCAAUGCCCGUGUCCACGCGUUUCCUCCGAUGUUUCUCACCGUGGUGAAGUUGUGUCAGAACUCAGCAGCAUGGAGGACCUCCCAGUUACCAGGUGUUUCUUCAAGGCUUCUAGAGGACAUUUUGGAUGAAAGAACAGUAGAUGUAAAAAAAAAAGGCAUAUUAUAUAUAGUUAAAUAUAUUUAAAGAGAUAUCUAUACAAAUAUAUAUAUAUAUAAAUACUAUACUCUGAUCUGUACAAAUAUGACCUAAACAGUCCAGGCAGUGUGUGACCUGCAAUGCAUGAAUGUAAAUACCGUGAACUCUGCCUUCUUAGCAGUGCUUGUGUAUGGGAGGCGACCGUGCCACAGGCACUCUGGGCCUUGGUGGGCAGGUACACGUGUCAAGACUCAGCAGCCCCUUCUUUACACGGAAGGAGGCAUCGAGAUUUUUUUUUUACUGUCAAUAAAAAUAUACUUAUAAA
Molecule: messenger RNA, 3768 nt
Organism: Mus musculus (house mouse)
Lineage: Eukaryota; Metazoa; Chordata; Mammalia; Rodentia; Muridae
Gene: Prima1
Product: proline rich membrane anchor 1
Exons: 5
Coding region: 511-972 (153 amino acids)
Cellular component (GO): plasma membrane; anchoring junction; synapse
Source: RefSeq, a predicted model, not a curated record